AUGUGGAAACGACGAUCUGGUAUAAAAGUUGCACUCAAGUCUCUACGUGACUCACAAACUAUUCAAGCUGAAUUUUUCAACGAGUUUAAGGUUUUAUGUCGAACGGCACCGGAUGGAGAAGAUUUUGAAAACUUUUCACUUCGUCAUAUUCUCCGCUGUUAUGGAAUAGCGCAGAAUCCAGCUACCAAGGAAUACGUAAUGGUUAUGCAAUACGCAGACCAGGGUGACUUGCAUAAAUGUCUCGUAAAAACAGCAUCCAAUGAAAAAGUUUUUCCAGGAGGCAUUAAACCGCUUAAACAAAUAGCUGUUGGAUUAUCGGUAAUUCACUCAACAGGCUUAGCUCAUCGUGACCUACAUGCUGGAAACGUGCUACAAGAUGGGAAGAACUUGUACAUUUGCGAUAUAGGAAUAAAGGGUUUACUGAGUGCACGUUCAAAAAUGGGUUCCGAGGAUAAUAUCCUGGUACCAAGAAAUUUACUUGCUGAACCCGAUCUACCAGAACCAAAAAUUGUCCCUGUUCGAUAUUCUAAAGUUCAUCCGGAGUCAGUAUAUGCAUCUCGGUUUUUACGAUUCAUUGAUCCAAUCAAUUCAACAAGUUUUGGAACAGACUCACGAGUUGGGUUUGAAGGAAAUAAAUCAUUCAUUGCACAUAAAAUAAAAGAAAUAAAAAAAUAUCAAAGGGAAAAGGCAAUAGAAUCACGUGAAUGGAAAGACCAAGACUUUAGAAU
Ambispora gerdemannii is the source of this 728-nucleotide messenger RNA. NCBI's taxonomy places the organism in Eukaryota, Fungi, Glomeromycota, Glomeromycetes, Archaeosporales, Ambisporaceae. The record is from the annotation of a GenBank genome assembly.